This is a messenger RNA of Heteronotia binoei (common prickly gecko), 5366 nucleotides long. It is a transcript of the gene MYRF, whose product is annotated as myelin regulatory factor. Bases 61 to 3555 code for a protein of 1164 amino acids. NCBI's taxonomy places the organism in Eukaryota, Metazoa, Chordata, Lepidosauria, Squamata, Gekkonidae. The transcript is spliced from 27 exons. Gene Ontology annotation, cellular component: endoplasmic reticulum membrane; nucleus. Gene Ontology annotation, molecular function: DNA-binding transcription factor activity; sequence-specific DNA binding. The record is from RefSeq and is a predicted model, not a curated record. Gene Ontology annotation, biological process: central nervous system myelin maintenance; positive regulation of DNA-templated transcription; protein autoprocessing.
GGGAGGAUGAGCGGCUGCGGGCUCGGCCACUAGCCCGGCGCCGGGGUGCAUGGCACAGCCAUGGAGGUGGUGGACGAGACGGAGGCUCUGCAGCGCUUCUUCGAAGGUCACGAUAUUAAUGGAGCUCUUGAACCAUCAAACAUCGACACCAGUAUCCUGGAAGAAUACAUUGGCAAGGAGGAUUCACCAGAUAUCUCUGACUUGGACUCCCUUCCUGAAAUCCCUUCCUCAGCUGGCUACCCUCAUGCCCAGGCUUCCAACUCUGCCACUGCAUCUGUCUCCGGUGCUGGCCAUGUGACCAACGUUGUGUCCAGUGGUGCCCUCCAUCAUGGCCCCCCAAGUACCCAACUCCCGAUCCGGCAUGGUCUCCAUCACAGCACCCCGAGCAGCCAAGUUCCAAUCCGACAUGGUCCCCCUUUGUCCAGCCCUUGUGGACCCAGCUACAGUGCUCACUUCAACUACAAUAACAACAAUGGCAUGGUGGUGUCCAAGGAAUACCUUGGAGGCCACUGCCUGACUAGUAUUGGCCCUCCAAUCAAAUCAGAGCUCAAAGCAUCCUAUACACCCGGCACUUUACCUGACUCUCCCCCGGACUCUGGAUCAGAAGCAUACUCCCCCCAGCAGGUGAAUGAUCCCCACCUCCUUCGAACCAUGACUCCUGAGAAUAUGUGCCAUGUGACUCCUUCCUCUCGACUGGAGCAUCCUCCUCCUCCACCCCCACCACCUCCUCCAUCCCACCUCCAGGGGCUGCCACCUCACACACACCAGCAACAGCAUAGUCACCAUUAUCCCAGCAUGCAGCGGGACAUGUACAUGAAGGCUGAGCCACUGAUGCCACAGUUUACUAUUGGACAGGGCAUGUCACCAGGAGAUCUCCACCAUGCCCAGCAGUCACAGAUGCUUCACCAGCUUCUGCAGCAGCAUGCGACAGACCUUCCAGUACACCCUGCCAAGAAGAGGAAACAUUCAGAGUCUCCCCCAAGUACCCUUAAUGCCCAGAUGCUCAAUGGGCUGAUAAAGCAAGAGCCAGGUACAGGGUCUGUGCCACUCAACCCUGACAGAGGCCAAACACCUCCAUGGCAUCAGCAGGGAGCACUCUCACCAGGCCUGAUUCAGGACAAUGACAGUUUGAAUGGCUCGUACCUAGAUCCCAACUACCAGUCUAUAAAAUGGCAGCCACAUCAGCAGAACAAGUGGGCGACUCUAUAUGAUGCUAACUACAAGGAACUGCCAAUGCCCACCUACCGGGUGGAUGCAGAUAAAGGGUUUAACUUCUCGGUGGGUGAUGAUGCUUUCGUGUGCCAAAAGAAGAAUCACUUCCAGGUCACAGUCUACAUCGGCAUGAUUGGUGAUGCCAAGUAUGUCAAAACUCCAGAGGGCUUGAAACCCCUUGAGUGCUUCUACCUGAAACUACAUGGUGUGAAGCUGGAGGCCUUGAACCAGUCCAUCAACAUAGAACAGUCACAAUCUGACCGCAGCAAGCGGCCCUUUAAUCCUGUCAUGGUCAAUUUGCCUCCAGAGCAGGUUACAAAGGUCACCGUAGGGCGACUGCAUUUCAGUGAGACCACAGCCAAUAACAUGCGGAAGAAGGGAAAACCCAAUCCUGAUCAGAGAUACUUUAUGUUGGUGGUCGCCUUGCAAGCUCAUGCCCAAAACCAGAACUACACUCUGGCUGCUCACAUCUCUGAGCGCAUCAUUGUUCGACAACGGGCCGGUUCGGGGUUAAAACACAAACAGAGGGCAGACGGGGACCCCGGAGUCUGCAGACAAGCCUCUAAUCCAGGUCAGUUUGAGAGUGACAGCGAUGUACUCUGGCAGCGUGCUCAGCUUCCUGACACUGUGUUUCAUCAUGGCCGAGUGGGUAUCAAUACAGAUCGCCCAGAUGAAGCGUUGGUUGUUCAUGGUAAUGUGAAAGUCAUGGGAUCCCUUAUGCAUCCGUCAGACAUCCGAAUAAAAGAUGACAUCCAGGAGGUAGACACCACAGAACAGCUGAAGAGGAUCUCCCGCAUGCGACUGGUGCACUACAAUUACAAGCCAGAAUUUGCUGCCACUGCAGGCCUUGAGAACACAUCUGAGACAGGUGUCAUUGCUCAGGAAGUGCAGGAAAUUCUCCCAGAAGCAGUGAAAGAUACAGGGGACAUAGUCUUUGCCAGUGGGAAGACUGUUGAGAAUUUCCUAGUAGUAAAUAAGGAGCGCAUUUUCAUGGAAAAUGUAGGAGCUGUGAAGGAGCUUUGUAAACUGACUGACAACCUGGAGACUCGGAUUGAUGAGCUAGAGAGGUGGAGUCAUAAACUUGCCAAGCUUAAGCGACUAGACAGCAUGAAAUCAACUGUGAGCUCUGGAACAUUCAGCCAAGCAGGGAGUCAGUUCAGCCGUGCAGGAAGCAUGCCUUACAAAAAGAGGCCCCCCAAAAUGGCCAGCAAGUCCCCUUCUGUUGCCACAGACCAGGCUUGUAUCAGCCAGCGUUUCCUGCAGGGCACCAUCAUUGCCCUAGUGGUCAUCAUGGCAUUCAGUGUUGUGUCCAUGUCUACUCUCUAUGUGCUAAGCUAUCGCAAUGAGGAGGACCUUGUGGAUAUUGAAGGAUCCAAUCAGAAUAUUGAUAAGAAUCAGCUGCUGUAUUCUACUGCUGCCUCAUCAGAUGCACCUGGUGGUGAUCCCCCUCCACAGCGUGCCACAACGCAUGUGCCAGAUUCUCUCUAUGGCUUGCCUGUCCAUAGCAUAGUAGUGUGUUUCACUCCUCCUUGCUUCUCCAUGUGCUGUUCUGUUCCCAACAAUGUGUCUUCUGCUGCAGCUUCAGAGACUACCACCACUGUCAUCACCAAUCGGACAGAUCAGAGCCUUGUGUCACUCCUGCCAGUGACCAACAUCAAAGCCAAAUCUAGGGGAGUCACGGGCAAGGCAGCUUCCCAUACAAAGUGGCCAAAGAUGUCUGAGAGGUCGCGGGGCCUUGGUGGCCCCAAUGCCAGCCCAUCUUCCCCCUUCACCCACAUUCAGAGCAAGUCCAAAUACAUCUCCAACCUCCCUCUAACACACAACAGCUUCCCACCAGGGCAGGUACGGCAGCAGCGUAGCGUCAGCCAACAAGGCCCUGAGGAGCCCAGAACAGGAAGCGCCAGCCAGGAUGGAGCAGCUUUUGCAUUGCAGUCUGUUUCACUGCUGGAGACUAAUGUAGCCAUCACGCCCCAGAACUGUGUAUCUGGUGAUGAAUGCAGGAUGGGAAACAUUACCUACCGCAUCCCCAUCAGCAAGUUUACUGCUGUGAACACAAACCUUACCUUGGAGAUUAAUGUGUCCUCUACUGUGUCUGGCUAUCUUUGCAGUCUCAUCUCCAGCAGUCCAUGUCAUCACACCACAGAGAACAUGGGCAGCUUCACUGAUACAACAGACACCCAGGGAAAAACAUACCGUUGGUCUGUGAUGAUGAUGCCAUUCCAGGAAUUUACCUACCAUUUCCGAUUAGCCAGACCUGGCCAAGCUAACUGUAGUACUGCUCUGGAGCAGAGGGGCUCUCUCUUCACUGACUAUUACUUCCAGUUCUACUGGCUCUGUGAGUGAGUCUUCAUUGCACCACUUCCCUUUCCAUAGGAGCUGAAAGACCCUUUGGACUCAGUGUUCUCUUCUAAUGAACCUCAAAGCCCUAUGCUGGAGCCUCUGAACUCUACAGGCCCUUCCCCUUUGGGCUCUGAGUUGAUUUGGUUCUUUCUAGGGAUGGCAUAAACACUGGAAUGCCAUGCAAGCUUUGGGGAACACAGAAUUUUGCCACUAGCAAAACUUGGAAACAUUGAGGCAUAUUUUUUUUUCUGGACAUGGCAGCUGUAUGUAUUACAAAAGCCCUUAAUGAGAUGUUGGCAUUCCUUCUUUUUUUCUCCUUAUUACACUGGAUUUGACUGUGCUACACUGGAUUGUGCCUGAAUCUCUUUGCUUACUUCAGAACUCCAAAAUGCAGCUUACCUAGAUCUCAAUUCCCAGAGAGCCAGUGAAGCAGAUACAGAUAUUUCUCAUUGAUGCUGGAAGCCUGGUUCUCAAGCCAAAAACACUGGAAUUCUUACUAUAGAGAAUCUUAUGCAAGUCAUACACUGGAGUUUCUGGCUGGUGGCUAGCUGCUUCUCUCUAAAUUUAUACUCUGAAGAGUUUUUAAUGAUUCUGGAACAUGUUACUGCCCAUGAAUUUCAAACAGCAGCAACAACUGGGAAGCAACAGGAUUUCCCCCUCUGGCUUUUUGCUUUGCCAUAUAUAUUACAUGCCAGAGAGAACAGACCUGAAGAACCUCACCAAAAGCAAUUCUGCAAAUCUCAAGCAGGUAGCUUGCUUCUACUGUGCCUUCUUUUUCAGGGUUAGAGGAAGAUGCUUCUAAGGAAGCUAGUUCAAGUCUACUGGAGGAAGUCAGCCUCUGGGUUUUGCCACUGAACUCCAUCCUUCUGAUGUCAUAAAAAUAACACUGGAUGAUCAUUCCAUGCAUUGGAAGCAACAAAUAUGCAUUCAUCCCAAAGGUCUGACAAAGAGCACAUGGCAAAGCCUGAGCUUGGCAUAUAACUCUUUGUGCCAGAGGCUAAAGAGGAGGGCUCCUGGAAGAGUUUUACUCUAUGCUAAAAAGAAAAGACUGAAAAUCUUUUUGAUCCCCAAGGGGUCUCUGCCAGGCAGCAAACAAAAUGCUGUUUUCACUCCACGCCUUGGGGUGCCUUGGAAUUCUGAGUGUAUUUUGAGUAACUUACUGUUACAAGGUCUUAACUUGCUAAACCACUGAUAUAUAUUUUUCAAAAAAAAAAAUCAGCUCUGUUAAUUAUUGGCGUACUUCUGUCUUAUAGGAAACCAAAGUGGGCUGGUGCUGAGCACUAGUCUGCACCUGGGCUCUGUGUCAGGUGCUAGAAGUAGCUAAGACACGGCAGAUGUACAAGCACAACUACCCUGUGUAUCGGACUUCUGCCCUCUGUGCAAAGGGAGAAGAGAGAGGCCUUUGAAAACAGGCUCUGGCUCUUCAUAAAAUGGGUUAUUUAGACUUUUGGUUGAGAUCAGCUGUAGGGGGAAGGAAGAUGAGGGGAUGGAGAUGGAGAAUGUAGGAAGCAAGUCAGCAAGCUGCUACUACUGCUCUGAUCCUAAAUCAAAUUAUAAAGCAGAAUCUGUAGACAUAAAUAUCCCUGCCUUCGAUUAUAGUCUAAACCCAUCUUUAAACCAGAUUAUAGUAGUGCAAGAGGUAAAUGUGUUAACAUAGGGAUUGGGGGGGGAUUUAUUUUGUUUUAAAAAAUACAGUGGUGUUUGAAGCAUGGUGCCUGGAUGGAGAUGUCAUUUUAUUAAUAUUAAUUAAAUUCCCGAAGCCAUUACCAGUUCAAGCUAGUGCUGCUUUUAGGCUACAUCUAUAUUACAAAAUU